AUGGCAGACCGCGCCACUCAGCUCGAGGCUUGCAAAGCUGCUGCAAGCAACUACCGCUCUCAACUGGAUACGGCUGCUACCAAAGAUGAGGCUCUCACUUUGGCCAUUAGCGCAGCUGAGAAUCUCAUGAAAGCGCUCAAGUUGACGUCAAACCAAGAUGAGAAGAAGCUGCUCAAAGCACAAUGUGGCGAAAUAAUGAAUGUUGCCGACCGCAUCAAGAAGACUGGAAUGUGGACACAAUCUGCGAAGCCACAGCCAACUAACUCCAAAAGCCACCACAUUGGACAGUGGGCCACGCAAGUCGCAGUAGCAGCAGAUUCAUCAUCGACUUUCCAAGACACUAUCACAAAGUCAAGCUCUUCUCGUCAUGGCCUUUCCUCUGCCUCAACGCCCGAUGCGUCCUACCAAAACAGCCCUAAUACCAAACCCACUAACGCCCUUGAUAUCGACACUGUAUCUAACCCAAGUCUAAAGUCGUCCUCGCAACCCUAUCCUGUCAGCACACUUUCUCACUCGCCACUGCCCAAUAUGAGUGAAGCUUCUCCCUCACGAGCGGCAGCUUCCCAUCCCCAGAUAUAUAGAUUGCGCGAGCCCAUGUCAAGCAGGCAACUCUCUAAGAGGGAGGAAAUCAUCUUACUAAAGGCCUCUAUGGUUAACGGCUACAAAUUUCCGCCCUGGACCAAGGAGCCAUCCGCGGACGAGUUCACUUCACUUCAUGGAGACGGGGGUUUUAUUGACAUGGGUGAUCUCAGUCUUUCUCCAUACCAACAGCAAUUCUUCUUGGACUGGCUGCGGGCAAAAGAAGCUAUACCACCGCCUUCAUUAUCCUCCGAUAGCACCAAUGGCGCCGGACCUUUAAUGUCUAGCUCGAAACCUCUGGAUCUCGUACAGGAUGCAGCUUCGGAUUGUUCGGUGGUCACAAGUCUAUGUGCUGGUAUUGCUCGCUCAGAGCGUGGGCAUGAACAGAUUCUCACCAACAAGCUAUACCCAUUUGAUAAACAGCGUGGAAAACCAGUGCCAUCGUCAAAUGGCAAAUAUGUUGUGCGACUCAACUUCAACGGUUGUUGGAGGAAAGUUGUCAUCGACGACCGACUGCCUGUUUCAAAAACUCACCGGGUACUCCACGUCAUCGACCGUCGUAACCCAGCCUUGUUGUGGCCAGCAUUACUCGAGAAGGCCUAUCUCAAAGUCCGUGGUGGUUACGACUUCCCCGGUAGUAACUCGUGUGGUGACCUAUGGGCAAUGACUGGGUGGAUUCCGGAACAAGUCUUCCUACAAGAGACGGACACAGUGCCUGAUCAGUUAUGGAAGCGCAUCUACAACGCUUUCAUGUAUGGAGACGUUUUGGUCACUGCAGGCACAGGCAAAAUGUCAACUAAGCAAGAGCGUGAAUUUGGACUCGAGGGCCAACACAGCUAUGUCAUACUCGACAUGAAGGAGACGGAGCACGACCGUCUGUUGCUCGUCAAGAAUCCAUGGAUUGAAGGCAAGGGUUGGCGUGGACCUCGCCCAUGUGCCGUAGCUGCCAUGGACAAUUCUACUGCUGGAGAGCCCAAUACCAGUGUGGAGGUCUACCACAGAGACAGCGUCCCAACACAAGAUCGGCCUCACCCAACAACGUUCUGGAUAGGGCUUGAGCAGGUCAUACAGCAUUUUGAGAGUUUAUAUCUCAACUGGAAUCCUGGACUUUUUCGUUAUCGUCAAGAUAUCCAUUUCGAGUGGGACAUCAAUGCGUCAACACCAGCCGGAUGCAUAGUCAACAAUCCACAAUUUGCAUUUACAUCCAAAGGUGCCGGGCCCGUCUGGCUUCUUUUGAGCCGUCAUUUCCGGGAUGCACAAGAAACCACAAAGGAAGAUUCGGACGUAUUUAACGAUGGGAGCGUUCGUAAUGACACUCAGUUUGGUGGCAGCGGAGAGGCGCCAAAGGGUUACAUGAGCAUCUAUAUCUGUACUGGACACGGAGAGCGGAUUUACAUCAAGGACACGUACCUAGAAUCGAGCGACUACGUGACGACACCUCAAUGCCUCCUCCGCAGCGAUAUGGAUGCCAACACGACGUACACGGUAGUGAUUGACCAGGACGACUUGCCUCGGUCAAAGUACACAUUUUCGCUAUCGGCAUUUGCCAAUACGCCCAUGACACUUGAGCCAGCGACAAAACGACUUCCGUUGCAAGAGAUUCAAACCGGAGCUUGGACAAGACAGACGGCAGGCGGCAGCACAGACUCGCCCAACUACUUUGACAAUCCCCAAUACUCACUUCACGUGCGGGAACGCGGUUCGCUAGCGAUUCUACUGACGAGUACAAAUCACGAACAUCCUUUACACGUCAAGCUUGCAUUUGGACACGGGAAAAGGCUGUAUCGACUACAAAGCCGGGAUGUGCUGGCAGACUCGGGCAACCACCGCAGUGGAUGUGUUUUUGCCCAGAUCAAAGAUCUUCAGCCGGGAUACUAUACCAUCAUAUGUUCGCUAUUCGAAGCGGGACUGACCGGGGACUAUACACUGCGAGUGGACAGUAGCAGCCAGGUGGGGUUAACGCCGAUAGCGCGGGACGGGGCAGGGCUGCUCUCGAUGAAGCUUGCUCCAGCAUGUUUUGGUGCACAUGUACACAAGGUGGCUGCACCACUUCGUUUGCAUCGGUUGGCAUCAUAUACAAUUAUUGCGCGGUUCUUGAAGGCAACAAGCCCUCGGGCAAUGGAUCUGGGCAAGCUAGCGCGCAGCCCGCUGCGGCUCAGUGUUGAACUGGGACGGGGUCCCGAGCGCAGAAUCAUCAUUGCUAGCGAACAGGGGGAGUAUGCAGACUCAGCCACGGUUCGGUCCGAGAGCGUCGACAUUGAUCCGAUGGACUGUAGGCAGGGGGAUGUGUGGCUUGUGCUGGACAGAUUGUCGGGCCCUAGCGGACCGGUGGAGGAGUGGUACGACGUGGAGAUGUAUGUCAACACUCCUCAGGCGUGUGAAAUUGGGGUUUGGCGAGACUGGGACGAUUGA
This is a messenger RNA of Bipolaris oryzae ATCC 44560, 2991 nucleotides long. RefSeq lists its product as uncharacterized. The record is from RefSeq and is a predicted model, not a curated record. Gene Ontology annotation, biological process: proteolysis. Bases 1 to 2991 code for a protein of 996 amino acids. NCBI's taxonomy places the organism in Eukaryota, Fungi, Ascomycota, Dothideomycetes, Pleosporales, Pleosporaceae. The transcript is spliced from 4 exons. Gene Ontology annotation, molecular function: calcium-dependent cysteine-type endopeptidase activity.